AUGGCAGACAUAAAGAACGAUACCAAAAUUGAGGCAUCGUCUGGCCAAGACACGCCGCCCACCAAUAAAGAAGAUGUCGCUUUCGCAGAGUCCGCGUCGAACAGCAGUCAGGAAUUCGGAUUCGAUGAGAAACAGACGAAGACUCUGAUUCGCAAGAUCGACUUUGCGCUGCUUCCGUUUUUGGCUCUUCUAUACCUGUUGUCGUUCCUCGACCGGACCAACAUUGGAAAUGCUCGUCUGGCCGGUCUCGAGAAGGAUCUCGGCAUGGCAGGACUGGAUUACAACAUUGCAUUGGCAAUCUUCUUCCCAUUCUACGUUGCAGCUGAAAUUCCGUCCAACAUGAUGAUGAAGCGCACAAGGCCUUCAUUCUGGAUCCCGACCAUCAUGGUCGCCUGGGCUGUUUGCACGACUCUUAUGGGUCUUGUCAAGAGCUUCGGCGGGCUCUUGGCUGCGCGUGCCGCUCUCGGUAUCGCAGAGGGUGGUCUUUUCCCAGGUGUCACAUACUACAUCACGCUAUGGUACCGACGACACGAAUGCGGUUUCCGGAUGGCUAUCUUCUUUUCUGCUGCAACAGCUGCUGGUGCCUUUGGUGGUCUCCUGGCUCGUGGUAUCAGCGAGAUGAACGGCGUCUCAGGCUUGGGCGGCUGGGCCUGGAUCUUCAUCCUCGAAGGUAUCGUUACCUUUGUCGUGGCGAUCAUCGCGUAUUUUGUCAUGCAAGACUACCCAUCAACGGCCAAGUUUCUGUCCGAGCAUGAGCGCACCGAAGUCACCCGUCGACUUGUCCAUGAUCGGAGCUCCCUGGCAGACGAAUUCGACAUGCGGUAUUUCUGGGAUGCCAUCAAGGACUGGAAGAUCUGGGUCCACAUGUUCAUCACGAUCGGAUGCUACACCCCACUGUACUCGAUCUCACUCUUCCUGCCUACUAUCGUCCGCACACUCGGCUAUACCAACAAUACCGCACAACUCAUGACCGUUCCCCCGUACGUGGUCGCCUGUGUGGCUUGUAUCUCUGGUGGGUAUGCCGCAGACCGCCUCAAGACUCGUGGUCUGUUCAUGAUUGGUUUCUUCUGCACCGCUAUCAUCGGCCUGAUAAUGCUGAUCUCCUCCGAUCGCGCUGGCGUUAAGUACGCUGGGUGCUUCUUCUUCGCAUCUGGCAUCUAUCCCAAUGUCCCACAAGGUGUGGCGUGGAACGGCAACAACAUCGGCGGCUCCCUGAAACGCGGUGUCGGUAUUGCCAUGCACGUCGGCUUCGGUAACUUGGGAGGUGUGAUCGCCGGCUUCAUCUACCUUAGCAAGGACAGCCCGCAUUUCCGCCAAGGCCAUGGCAUUCUCAUUGGCAUGAUCACGAUGUCUACCUGCCUGUGCGCGUUCAUGACGCUGUACGUGCGGCGCGAGAACAAGCGACGAGAUGCCGCGCAUAAGGCCCCAGAGUUGUAUACUCAGGAGGAGAAGGACGCCGAGCGAACGAAGGGUGACAAUGCCAGCUUCUUCCGCUACACCUUCUGA
Cyphellophora attinorum is the source of this 1506-nucleotide messenger RNA. RefSeq names its product putative transporter. The transcript has 7 exons. The coding region runs from base 1 to 1506 and encodes 501 amino acids. Gene Ontology annotation, cellular component: membrane. The record is from RefSeq and is a predicted model, not a curated record. Gene Ontology annotation, molecular function: transmembrane transporter activity. Gene Ontology annotation, biological process: transmembrane transport. NCBI's taxonomy places the organism in Eukaryota, Fungi, Ascomycota, Eurotiomycetes, Chaetothyriales, Cyphellophoraceae.